Messenger RNA from Guillardia theta CCMP2712, 1013 nucleotides. RefSeq lists its product as hypothetical. Lineage: Eukaryota; Cryptophyceae; Pyrenomonadales; Geminigeraceae. Gene Ontology annotation, cellular component: membrane. Gene Ontology annotation, biological process: monoatomic ion transport. The transcript has a single exon. The annotation marks the transcript as partial. The record is from RefSeq and is a predicted model, not a curated record.
CAUCAAUAUUCAUUGCUGCUUGUUUCCAUCAGCUUGCGAAGGAAAGUUACACUGUGGAUGAUGAAUAUUGCCCUGCCCCUCACGACUUGUUCCACCGUCGGUUGGGCGGCAUUCGCGAUCGAACCUUCGGCACUGGCAGAUCGCUGCAGCGUCACCCUCGUCAUGCUACUCACUAUGGUUGCCUACAAGAACAUGGUGUCCAGCGCCUUGCCUCCCAUCAACUACCUGACGAUUCUCGACUGGUACAUCCUCUUCUGCUUCGGAAAUAUGAUCUUGGUAAUCAUAGAGAAUGUUGUGGCAACGUUGUGGAGCGUUGAGCCAGAUGCUGAGUUGCCAGGAAUCUUGAUAAUCAUAUGCAUCUACAUUGCAGGCAUGCUGAUUUUCGUUGGCUAUGCCAUGGGAGUCUGGUUUCAGAAAUUGCGUUCUGCUUUGCCAGAAACUGAGAUAAAACCUUUGCAAAACAAGCGAAUGAAGCACAGUCAAGAGAAAUCUCAGCAUAUCAUCUGGGUUGCUCCCAUGGACAAACAGAUCAAUCGAACGGAAUGCAUGGAAUGCAGCGAAGGUGAUCUGGAACAGAAGAUCAAAAAGUUCCUUCAAAAUCAAAACUUUGCGGCAAUCUUUGAGGGUUCGGAGAGCUUUGAUGUACGCUGUUACAAGAGGAAUCAUUUCUACUCUCUUUUGUACCCUGACAAGACAUUCAAGCCGGAAGACGAUUACAUGUUCGCGCUGAUAUUCUUGCCGCUUCCUGCGAACGAUGAUGUGAUGAGGGAGGCCAUGAAGAAAUUGCGCAAGGCCUUUUCAAAGUCGUCGAUCCAGGGCUGGAUGAGCUCGGGGAACGCUAUGCUGGAGCCUCUGAAUUCUGAGUUCUAUCCGGUCCUGGGCAUGAAGACGAAAAAACCCGGGUCGAAAGUUUCGGGUUCUCGUUGCAUUGUAAUGUAGAGGCGAUCAGGGUUGCAAUACUAUGAUAAUUCCUGUACUACUAUAUACAUGGCCAGCCGGCCCCUUCCGCCGCC